This is a messenger RNA of Pungitius pungitius (ninespine stickleback), 4459 nucleotides long. Its product is annotated as M-phase phosphoprotein 9. The transcript is spliced from 24 exons. Lineage: Eukaryota; Metazoa; Chordata; Actinopteri; Perciformes; Gasterosteidae. Gene Ontology annotation, cellular component: centriole. Bases 139 to 3765 code for a protein of 1208 amino acids. The record is from RefSeq and is a predicted model, not a curated record.
GCUGCGAGCGGUACAGCAGCCACAGUUCACUGCAGUGCAGCAGCCAACCAGCAACCCGCUAGCCGACAGAAAUAUGGAUGAAACGAAGAUACGAGUCAACGGCUGUCAGACUGACCUCCUCUGCAUGGGCCCAUAAACAUGUCCACAGAUGACAGUAUCUCUGAGGAUGUGUCCAGCUCGGGGGCCCUAAGCCAUGGCCAUGCCAGUCCUGAUGGAGACGGGGGUAAGGAGAGCGAGACCUCUUUGGUGUCCUCUGAGGGGACAUCAGCCUCAGGACUGGCUGUCUCAGAGGAGAGACACGCAACCUCCCAGCCAGCAGGAGGCCCAGUGGAGAGCAGGCCCAUGGAUAUCACACCAGCAUGCAACACCAUCAGGAGUCUGUGUCUGAGCACAAAUGAAGCAUUUGAACAAGGGAAGAGCCUCCCAUUCAUCAACCCGAGCUCCCUCGAGACCCUGAGGGCUUUGGUGCAGGAGAUCCAGAGCAGCGGGGAGACCGACCCUGAGAUGUGGAAGGAUUGUGAGGGCCGAUGGCUGCACCUGUUUCAGCUGGUUGAGAAGCAAUACCAAGAUCAGAUAGUCGCUCAGCAGGAGCAGUACCAGUGCCAAAUACAGUUGAUUCAGGAUGAAAUUAAGGCCCUGGUUCAGCUCCAGAACCGCCCGGCCAGCGUCCAGCCGCACGCCGAGUUCUCCCCCGCCUCGCUCACCAAAACCACCACCGGCACAAAGGACUACAUCUUCCCCCUCAGGGUCCCCAAAGGUACACCAGGGGACUUUGAGAGCCUGAUCGCUUUGAGCCCCCCCCAUCCUCCGCCCCAGAGACCCAAGAGCCGAGACCAGGCGGAGGAGCGGGCCGCCACGGGGCUCAGCAGCGGCUACGGGACUCUGUCGGCCUGGGAGACGGGUCCAGAGCCCUCCGGGUCCCCGGGGAACCACGAGGAGGGUUGUGAGAGGAGGGACAAGCGUCACUGGUCCCCCAACCUCCAAGAAGACACAGGGACAAAUGGGAUUAGGGGCCAGCAGGAUUUACUAAGUGACCCGUUGGACUACCAGCAGAAAACCUCUGGCACCAGCCAGCUGCUGACCUCCUGGGCCCAGAGGCAGAAGCUCAAGCCCAAGAGGAGCAGAGCGGCGCCGGCUUCAUCCCAGAGCCACGAGUACGAGGAGCAGCCACUCGGCCCCCGAGAAUCCCACAAACCAACGGACCUCCCCGACCAGGUGCCGCGCGGCUCCUUCUGCCUGAGGAGGAGCGACAGCCUGACGUCGGAGGCCUCGGGCCUCACGUACUGGCGUCUGACCGAGAGUGAGCUGUACCACCCGCUGCCGGACAGCUUCGACAGCGGCGCUUACCUCCUCCUGCAGGAGGCGUCCUUGAGUCUCAGUCCGUCUCAGGAGGCUCGUCCGUCUCUCAGAGAAAUCUACAAGAACAAACAAAGAGCCGAGUGGGAAGACUCCGUCACCUCCGGUCCUUCGUCUCCACGGGUGUUGACUUUGGACCCGGCAGCGAACCAGCGGCAGUCGGAUCGAACCUCUGGCUUCACGUCACCCUCUCACUUCAGCAGCCCCUCGUUUGCCGCUCAGCCCCCCCACUCCCCGAGAGCGGGGACCCCCGACAGCACGGUGGAGAGCAGCCCCAACCCGGGAGACACGGACUGCAUCUCCGACGCCUCCAGCGCUUCAGCCGCCGGACCUUCCCCUUCCGACGGGCAAAAGCUGUGGGGGAACGCGGCCCGCGCCCCCCCCUUCACCCUCCACGGCGAGAGCCGGCGCCGCCCCCUCGCCGCCAGCCAGCAACGCGGAGCCGCCGCCCCCUUAACCAGCGAGGAGGAGGAGGGCAGCAACACCCACACCAGCACCGUGAAGCCCCGUCCGGCCUCUGCAGGGGGGCCACACGCGGAGAGAGCUGCUUCUCUGGAGGACCCGGUCGUCCUUUCUCUACUGAGGCAGAACCUGAGAGAGAAGCACUCCCGACACGUGGCCGAUCUGAAAGCGUAUUACGAGUCCGAGAUUCAAGUGCUGCGAGACAAGCUGAACCUUCGAGAUCUGCCCCGGGACCUGGAGGAGAGCAACCAGGCCCUCGCAGAGAGGUGCAAACAUCUGGAGGAAGCCCUGGCUGAGGCCACCGGACGCAUCCGACACCUGCAGGCAUCCAACGGCCUGUUGGAGAAAAAACUGGCAGCCUGGCCGGAGCGCUACGCCGUGGCGGGCGCCGCCGUGAAGACCUUGCAGCAGCGGCUUGAAGACGGCAGGCGCUCGGGCAAAGAGAAGGACGCCUCGGUCGCGCGCCUGAAGGCCCGCGCGCGGCAGCUGGAGGAGGCGCUGCAGAAAAGCUGCAGGGAGGCCGCAGAGGGGGAGGCGAGGAGGGAGAGGGAGUACAAGAUGCUGCAGGAUCUGCUCGGACAAUACGACUCGCUGGGGAAGGAGCACGAGGGACUGAAGAACAACUUGGUGUCCACAGAGAACAAGCUCGUCGAUGCCACCGAUCAAAUAUCAGACCUGAAGAGAGUAAUCUCCAAACUGGAGUCUCAGGUGAAGCAGCUGGAGCACGAGAACCAGGCGAGGGCUCGUUAUUCUUCUCACAGCAGCACACAGCCAUCUGGGGCCGGUCUCCUCCACCAUCCUGACCUGCUGAGGUCUCCGGGUAAAAGCACCGCCCAGACGGACGUCCCCCGCAGGAAGUCCCCCUCCGACAAAUCGCCCCUCCCCCAAACUACCCCCUCCAGUGUCCACAAGAAGUCUCCGUAUUUAUCAAACGACCAGUCAUCAGGACCCAGGAGCUCUGUGGACUCCUCCUCAGCUGGGGGGAGCUGGAGGUGUGCGUCUCCCCCGGAGUGUGAGCAAGCGCUGCCUCAGCAGAGCCCGCGGGAGGCGGCCCGCAGGGAGGGAACCUGCUCUCUGACCCCUAUGAUGAGGGCCCUCAUACAGCUGGAGGAGACCAGAGCCACGGAGAGCCGGGCCCCCUGGGUCGGCAGUCAGAGGAGCAGCGCGGAGCGGAGACACAAAGAGGCGAUUCAGGAAGGAGGCGGGCUUCAGGCGGACUGGGAGGCGGUUAAACCCGGAGGGGCGGCGCCCAGAGCGGAGAGAGGAGGAGGAGGAGGAGGAAGAGGAGCAGCAGCGAGAAGAGCAGCGGCUCUGCUGAGAGCUCAGAGGAGUUUGUCUCCAGACGGCCACAGAUCCUCGUCACUGCCUCCAGAACAUCGAAACAAACCCUCAACCACGCCCACAAAGAGAGGAACUUUACUCAUGCCCAUGUCUGCCAAGUCCAGCCCCAAACGCUGCCCCACCGAGAACUACUCCACCGCCUUCGGCCACCCGAUGCCGAGGGAGCAACACCUGCACAAAAGCCCCGAUGGAGAACAGGACCAGAGACGCCACUCGUUCCACAGCGGCAGUCCCAGGAAGAGACUCGUGUUCCCCUCAGCAGACGGCGCCCGGCCGGAGGAAAGCUUCCAGCUGGGCUGGGAGGACCGGGGAGUCUGGGCCGGAUCCGACCAGCAGGACCCGUGGGACGCCUCGGCGCCGCUCCUCAGGGACGGCCCCCCCUCGCUGGCCGAGGCCGAGAAACUCCUUGACGAGCUGACGCAGGAGAAGCUGCAGGUGGAGGGAGCUCUGAGCCGGAUGCCUCGUGCAGGCGGCAGAGUGACUCUGCAGACUCGCCUGGAUGAGGUGGCCUUGGAGAACCGCCUGGAGACACUGAACCGUGAGCUGGGAUCCAUCCGCAUGACCCUGAAGAGGUUCCACGUGCUCCGCUCCUCCGCCAACACGUAACGGCGUCCACGUGUACAGCAACUCCUCCACGCCAUCUUUUUUAUACGCAUUACUCUGGGAUAUUUUUUAUAUGUCUGACAGGCAAUUUUUUGGAGUAUAUUUUUGGUAAUGCACAGAUUUUUAAAGUUGUUUACUUUUUCACAGAAUAUGAAUAUGAUAUGUUUUACUUGCCUUUACAGCAGAGACAUUCAUCCACUUUGGAAACAUCACUGCCUUUUUUGAUCACAUGUUUAUGGACAUUUUUUUUACAUCAAACGUAUUUUUGUUUCUGUAUGUAUUUGAUGUUUAUUUCUAUUACAAGUAUUUUUUUUCCUAUUUUUUUGUGAGCCAAAUGUAUGUUUCUGUACGUAUUUUUAUUUUAUUUCGCAAAUACUUUUGUUGUAUUGUUUUUGGGGCCAAAUGUAUGAGACUUGAAGGAAAUAUUUGUUUACUUGAAUCGAUCGCCUUUUUCUUUGUUUACUUGUCAUUACAUACCUGUCUGUCUCUUUUGUCUGUCUUUCAUUUACGGGAUUAGGCGACUGGGAUUAUUGUAAUAUCAAAACCAGCACUUCUUCCCUAAACACCUCCUCCUCAGUUGUUGUAUCUCCGAUGCCCUGCAUGGACUUUCUUGCACUGCUUCCUUUUGCCAUGCAGACAUGAACUUCACUGGAACUCAAAUGUUAUUGUUGCACAAUAAAUUAAGCUUUUUAAAUAA